CUGAAAGACACAAAAUUCAGAUUCAAGUCGAAGAGGGAGAAAAUGUAGGGCUUUUCCCCUUCCUCUUCUUCUUCUACUCUCUCUUUCUUUUGUCUGCCUCUCUGUGUCUUUCUCUGUGCCAGCGCCGUUUCGAAUGUUCUCACGCGUUUUCUAAGCGCCUCCUGUGUUUGUCCUUGUGCAAUUCUGAGCCCUGAUUUUUCUGUUCUGAGCCCUGGUAUUUCUCUUCUGAUUCUCGGCCUCUACGCGUCUACUUUUGUUGAAGCUGUGUGCCUCUCUUGUUUCUGCUGUCUCACCGGUGUCCUCGUCAUCGAAAAAGUCGUUUUCUCGGCAAACUCUCCAUUCUCUUGAGUUGAUCCUCGGGUUUCUGUCCCACCCUCCAUCACCAUGGCGGAUGCACCGAUGUACGAUCCAAGCAAACUAUCUGAAUAUCCCGUCCCUGUUCCGCAUGUCAACUAUUCUGCUCCCGGAGUUGUGGUUUCCCUACCUCCUGACGUUGACAUCUCUGUUGUCAUCGUUGGCAAAAAGCGUCCACGCGAGGAGUCGGACUCGAAUGAUGCGGCAGAGCCUGAUUCGAAGCGCCCUGCGAUUUCUCUGGGGCUGGGUGAUGCGAACUCCCAAGACAUUGACAUGAGUGCGAUUAACAUCUGUCUUUCUCCCCCCGGAAAUUUCUGUUCGACUUCUCCAGGCAAAUUCCACGUGGUUGACCCCCCCUCGCCGGAUGAAUGGCGCCCGGAUGAUGACCACAUCUGGAGGGCUUUGCAUUGGUCGACUGUAGAAGAUCAUAUCAAGGAUUCCCUCCGUAAAGAGACAGGAGGAUCAUAUUGGUAUCGAAUGUCAUCAUCUGACCAACAGGGAUCUAAUGAGAAGCUCAUCCAAGAUAUCAGACUUGAUCCUCGCACUACAUUUUUUCACAUUCGUGAGAUGAUAAAUGCGAGGAACAGGAGUUCUUACGGUUCGAAGGAAGUUGUGCUGUUUGCACGAGUCGUUCACACUGGCUGUGGCGGUUUCGAUCACAAGAGCUUCCAAUGUUUCAAGUUGGAAGAUUUAUUUGGCGGGAAACCCCAUAUCAGCGGCAUUAUGAUGUUCAAGGAUAAGGAAAGUCCCAUCUACUGCGAAUCCAGCCCCUUCCUCGCGGCGCCAAAGACCGAAGACAAAUGCUACUGCCUAUGCGAACUCGUAGAGGACGAAAAUGCGUUGCUUCGCCGGUCUCUCUACAUUUACGAUAUUCAGCCUGUCUCAUGGGAGACCAUUCGGAGCGUCCACGCCAAUUUGGGCAAACAGGGUUUAGAAUGAUUUGGUACGACAUUAAGCAGACGGUCAAUGGAUGACAAUAUAGUGGAGACUUUAUACCUUGGGUUGCCGAGUUGCAGCUAGAUUUCAAUGUCUAUUCUUCUCAAAGACUAUCGGUGUUCUAUUCAUCAUGUUACGAUUUUCUAUGUGGUGCCUUCUAAAACAACACUUUCUAUAGUGUAAUACCAGGCUUCCAUUAAUCUCUUACCCAGUCCCUUUCUUUUAUCAAAAAUUACUCUCUCGCUCCGAGGUUUCUGUCUGUCAUAUUGGAUGACUGUACCUUG
Trichoderma harzianum CBS 226.95 is the source of this 1574-nucleotide messenger RNA. RefSeq lists its product as hypothetical. The transcript has 3 exons. Lineage: Eukaryota; Fungi; Ascomycota; Sordariomycetes; Hypocreales; Hypocreaceae. The coding region runs from base 385 to 1293 and encodes 302 amino acids. The record is from RefSeq and is a predicted model, not a curated record.